AGAAAGUACAACGAAAAGUGUGAGCUAAUAGUUAGUUAUUUUUAUUAUUCAUAAACAUGCUCCGAUGCGCACAAAAAUUGGGCUCCAAAUUUAUGUGUUCACCGCAAGUUCCACUCGCAACCAGCGUCCGAUGGCUGCCCGAAUCGACCGCAAUCCGAUGGCCGAACAUUGCAUCGUUGAGGUGUCUUCCGGUCUGAUAAAAGGCUCGAUAACUCGCCUGCCCGGCGAUGCUGCUGCUCCGUGCUACAGCUUCAAAGGCAUUCCGUAUGCGAUCCCACCCGUUGGACCGUUACGGUUUCGCACACCCCAACCGUUACCGCGGCACCCUGACGGCCUCCUGGACUGUACUACCGAGCGGGCCGUCAGUUUGGCGAGCAGUUACCUUCCACCGGACGCACAGCUCGCGUCGGAAGAUUGUUUGUUUUUGAAUGUUUACUCACCGAUAAACCCGCACGAUGGCGGGCGGACGGCCGGUGUGCCGGUGAUGGUGUGGCUACACGGUGGUGCCUUCUGUACCGGAAGCGGCGACUCGUCCAUUUACCAUCCCGAGUGGCUCGUAGCGCAGGGCGUGCUGGUCGUCACGGUGAACUAUCGGCUAGGUCCGGCCGGGUUCCUCUGUUUGCCGUCGCUCGGUAUCUACGGCAAUAUGGGGCUGAAGGAUCAGCGCCUGGCACUGGAAUGGGUCCGCACCAACGUACGCAGCUUUGGCGGUGAUGCUGGUAAUGUGACGCUGUUCGGGGAAAGUGCUGGCGCGGUCUCGGCCCACCUUCACUCGCUGUCCGAGCGAUCGAACGGGCUUUUCCAACGGGUGAUAUGCCAAUCUGGGGUGGCCACCAGUUCGAUUACGUUUCAAAAACAUCCGGAGCGUAAGGCACGUCGAUUGGCGGAAUAUUUUGGCUGUCCGGCGGGUGCGUCUGAUGCUACGGUUUUGGAAACUCUCGCCAACGUAGACCCGGCACUGUUGGCCAAAUCACAAAAGGAAGCACUUACACCGUACGAGAGGACGCUCGACUCGGUGUACCCGUUCCGGCCGGUUGUAGAGUCACCCGAAUCGGGUGACGCAAUUAUCGCGGAGGAUGUGUUUGAGCUGUUGCGCCGUUCGGCUGAUGGAUCCGGCAAACCGAUGAUGGUCGGAGUGAACAGUGAGGAAGCACUGUACAAGAUAAACACCUUCCGGCAACAUCUGCAACGAUACGCGGAGGAUAUUUGUCGCUUUGUUCCUGAGCUGUUGAACGUACCGGACGAUGAACGGUCCCUGGUAGCGCAACGAAUUAUCGAUUUCAACUGCGGACCGGCUGGCGUAUGUCUGGAGAAGGAGUUGGAGUUGAGCCGCAUUUUUACGGACACUUUGUAUCUGAUUCCUGCCGUACAAGCUGCCGAAUUGCAGCUAGCGCAUCGGCAAGGCGACAUCUUUUUCUACCACUUUGGAGCUGAGACGGAACUGAACAAAUUCCGGCAGCUGUGGAAGGUGCCGGCGGAAUAUCGAGGUGCAAGCCAUGCAGAUGAUGUUUGCUAUCUGUUUAGCUCGAGUUACCUCGGAACGGAUUCAGUACCGAAGGAUUCGCCCGCUUGGCGGUUGCGGAAAGCGAUGUGCUGUCUGUGGACCAGCUUUGCCAAAACGGGUGUCCCACGGACGGAAGAUGCGGACUGGACAGCGCUAAGGCAGCCUAAUGGAGAGUCGUUUAGACUAUCAGCGUUAAAAAUAGGGCACGAUAUGCGGAUGGUAGAAACCCUUCACGCCGAUCGUGUUGCUUUUUGGAGCGAACUGUUCAACAAGUACAGCAAAUCGUCCACAGUGAGCGGGUUUUGGAAGACCGUGGUGCGUUCAGUGCUCUGUAAACUUCCCACCAAGAUGGUUAUCCGCAAGCUGUACGUUCCGCCGACGGUCGUGAAGACAAUUCCGCUACUACCACCGCCGGCAGUGGAUCCAAACUUUCUGCCACCGGCUACCGCUUAUCAGCCUCCGGCCGAAGAUCUUCCGAUAAUCGUUGAGCCGGAAAGUACGAGCAAUGGAGGACCGCUGGUGUUUGCGGACGAUGUGGAGCUGGAGCUUGAACCGGGGAAAAUAGUGGGCCGCCGGAAGGUACUCCCGAACGGGUCGGAAUACUUCUCCUACCAGGGUAUUCCGUACGCCGAACCACCGGUGGGAGCGCUCCGCUUUAAGUCGCCGGUGCCGGUGGAAAAGUUUGCCGAGCAACCGCUCCAGUGUGGUGCCGAGAAGGGCAUCUGUCUGGGCGUUAUGUCACUGCCGGCGGGAACGACCGGCGGUGAGGAUUGUCUGUAUCUGAACGUGUACACGACGAGCGGGCCGUCCGAGACGCUCGGUAUGCUGAAGCCCGUUAUGGUUUGGAUUCACGGUGGUGGCUUUUACACGGGCAGUGCCAAUAGCGACUUUUACGGGCCCGAGUUUCUGCUACAGCACGGUGUCGUUCUGGUGACGCUGAAUUAUCGGCUCGGUCCGCUCGGGUUUCUGGCCCUCCCGUCGGUCGGAAUUCACGGGAAUCAGGGCUUGAAGGAUCAGCAGCUAGCGUUGCGCUGGGUGCACGAUAACAUUACCCGGUUUGGUGGUGAUCCAACGAACGUGACACUGUUCGGCGAGAGUGCUGGCAGUGCGUCCGUGAACUGGCACUACCUGUGCCCGCAGAGCCGACAGUACUUCCACAAAGCCAUCUGCCAGUCGGGAUCGGUCCUGUGUCCGUGGGGUUUGCAGUAUCAGCCCGAGGGUAAGGCACGCAAGCUGGCCGCCGUGUUGGGCUACGCAGGAGAGGAUGAUGCCGGUGUAUUGGAAACCCUGCUGAACGCAUCGGCCGAAGAUUUGGUGUCGAACUCCGCGAAAGCGUUCGAAGAGACGGAGAAAAGCAUCUACUUCGUAUCGCCGUUCAUUCCAUCGAUCGAAGAUCCUAGCUCGGAGGACGCGAUCAUUACGCAGCGUGGUGAGGAACUGUUGAAGCAACCGAACGUCACCACCAUCCCGCUGAUACACGGGCUGACCAGUGCCGAGGGUUUGGUGUUUUAUGGACCACUGCAGCAGCUGUUCGACGAGCUGGCAGGCAAUCUGGCGAUGAUGCUACCGCUAGAUUUCGGUGUGCCGCGCGAUUUUGCACCUGCCGUCGUGGAGGAGUUGCGCCAGUUUUACUUCCAGGACAAACCGAUCGAGCGGGAUGAGUUGCCACGGUUGCUGAAUCUGGUGGGCGACGUUGGAUUUAACUUCCCGGUGUGUGCGGCCGCCGAGCUGCACUCGAGAUAUCAGCAGGAGGCACCAUUGUACUUCUACCGGUUCUCGUACGAAAACGAGCUGAACCAGAUGCGCAAGCAGUUUAACGUACCGGACGGUACGCCCGGUGCAGCGCAUGCCGAUGAGCUACCGUAUCUGUUCAGUGGUAGCGAGUUUACGGUUCAGGUUGAACCCGGUUCCGGGCCCGAUCUCGCCCGUACCUUGCUGUGCCGUUUGUGGACUAACUUUGCCAAGUUUGGCAACCCCACACCGGACGGUGAUGAUGUCGGAUUCCAGUGGGAGCCACUACCACCGACCGCAGCCGGUGAACCCUUCGUUCUGCGUGCCCUUGACCUUAACGAGCAGGUGGAGGUGGUAGAGAAUCCGCUGCACGAGCGGAUACAGUUUUGGAAAUCGCUUGCGGAACGCUUCAAUCCUAACCUGCUCCCAUGAGCAAGGUCACACGGUGUACGUUAGGGCGGUUGGGUGUGGUCGUUUUUGUUCUGUUGCUUCUGGCCAGGUGGAUUAAGCCGUAUCUUCAUUCAUAAAGCUUAGAAAUGGAUAAUCCUCGCCAGCGAAGACAUGGAGCGUCGCGUGUGGAUGAAAGAUAA
This is a messenger RNA of Anopheles stephensi (Asian malaria mosquito), 3825 nucleotides long. RefSeq lists its product as uncharacterized. The record is from RefSeq and is a predicted model, not a curated record. The coding region runs from base 65 to 3667 and encodes 1200 amino acids. The transcript is spliced from 8 exons. Lineage: Eukaryota; Metazoa; Arthropoda; Insecta; Diptera; Culicidae.